CUACCGCCGUCCAAAAUAGACUUCCACUUCAUGAUUUGCAUGCUCAAAGAGAAAUCGAUAACCAUGAUAGUGGAAAAACCAUGGUUACUUUUGUCUAAUACAGCUCAUAAUUUAACCAUAAAGACUACCAUAUAUAAUACAGCUCCUCUACUACGCUGCUUUUGUUGCUAACUUCCAUCUUCAAUUCGAGUGUGAGCUGAAGCUGAAUCGAAUCUAAGCUAAGGAAAGAGAAAUGGCUGCUGCAAUUGUGGGAGAAGCGUUGCUCUCAGCUGUUGUGGAAGCUUUAGUUGGCAAGAUCUCCACUGAGAUUUCGGAGUUCUAUCAGAGCAAGAAACUUGAUGAAUCGCUGCUUGAGAAGCUUAAAUUGACGCUGCUUAGUCUUCAUGCUUUUCUGGAUGAUGCUGAGGAAAAGCAGAUCAAGAUUGCUUCCGUGAAGGCAUGGCUUGAUGAACUCACUCAAGUUCUUUUUGACGCCGAUGACUUGAUCGACGACAUCGCCACCGAAGCUCUCCGUCGCAAAGUGGAAGCCCGCUAUCAUCAAACUGUCAGUUCUAAGGUCCGAAAGGUCUUCUCCUCUCCUUUUAAGUGGCCUUACCGAGAGAUUAAUUCCAAGAUGCAGAAGUUGUUUGAAAGAUUAGAGCACUUUGCAGAGAGAGCACACAACCUUCCAUUGGAAAAAGGUGUUUCUAGCAAUGUUUGGCGUGCAACACCUACAAAUUCUGCUGUUGAUGAUUCUGCUAUUUGUGGGAGAGAUGACGAAAGAAAGAAUCUUCGAGAGUAUUUGCUGUCAGAAGAUGUUGUUACUGAUGGUGGCAGUAAAAUAGGAGUGCUUGCCAUUGUUGGCAUGGGAGGGCUCGGGAAAACGACCCUGGCUAAACUCUUAUACAAUGAUGCUCAAGUUAAAGAAAAGUUUGAUGUGAAAGCAUGGGCAUCUGUCUCCAAAGAUUUUGAUGUUGUCAAGUUGGCAAAAUCUCUUCUUGAAUCUGUCACAUCUGCAGCAACAACUUUGGAUAACUUCGAUACCUUGCGAGCAGAAUUGCAAAAGAAGUUGUCGGAUAAAAGAUUUCUGCUUGUGUUGGAUGAUAUAUGGAAUGCACGGUAUGUUGAUUGGACCAAUUUGAUGCACAUUUUUAAUGUUGGGCAAAUGGGAAGCAAAAUCAUUGUUACAACUCGACAUCAAAAUGUUGUGGAUAUUGUAAAAGCUAUGUGGACCUGCCAUCUGGAACCACUGGCAAAUGAAGAUUGUUGGACUUUACUUUCCAAACAUGCAUUUAGAGCACCCAAAUGCACUGAACUGUCAUCCAACCUUGAAGAAAUUGGUAGAAAAAUUGCCCAAAAGUGUGGUGGCUUGCCAUUAGCUGCGGUUGCUGUGGGGAGUCUUCUUAGCACAAAGUUAUCAACCGAGCAGUGGAGCAAAGUGUUAAACAGCAACCUUUGGCAUCUGACAGGGGAGGAGGUGCAACCGGCUCUUUUAUUGAGCUAUCAUUUCCUUCCAGCUUCUUUGAAACAAUGCUUUGCUUAUUGUGCAAUUUUCCCAAAGAACUCAGAGCUGCACAAAGAGAAGUUAGUUCAGCUAUGGAUGGCACAGGGAUUUGUUUAUGUGUCCCAAAAUGAGAAAAGCAUCGAAGAAGUAGGCGGUGAAUACUUUGAUGAACUAGUGGCAAGGUCAUUGAUACGACGUUCUGCGGAUGGGGAACACUUUGAAAUGCAUGACCUCAUCAACGAUUUGGCAACCAUGGUUUCUUCCCCAUAUUGUAAGAGGCAUGACAAUGAAAUGCAACUUGGAAAUCUAAACAAAAUUCGUUAUUUAUCUUAUGAUAAAAAUAUGUUUAACCAUUUUGGCGAACUUGAUUCCUUUCAUGGAUUGAAAGGUCUUCGUACACUCCUAGCAUUACCGUUUGAUGAUCCCUACCGGAGGCAUUACCUAGCGAAUGGGGUAUUGCAUGAGUUGUUGCUAGCAUUGAAACAGUUGCGGGUGUUAUCCCUGUCAGACUACAGGAAUAUCACUGUUUUGCCGAAUUCUAUUGGUGAUUUAAAGCAUUUGCGAUACCUAGAUCUAUCUUGCACUCCAAUUGAAAGGUUGCCUCCUGCAAUAUGCAAGCUCUACAAUCUACAGACCUUGUUGUUGUCUCAUUGUAUCCAUCUUACUGAGUUGCCUGAGGAGGUGGGAAAAUUGGUGAAUCUACGCCACCUUGCUAUUGAUUAUUGUCGGGUUCUUACUAAGUUGCCUGAGGAGAUGGGAAAAUUGGUGAAUCUACGGCGCCUUGAUAUUGAUGGUACUGAUUUGCAGGAGAUACCCGUAGAAAUAGCCAGACUAGAAAAUCUGCAAAGUCUGAGUGGUUUUAUUGUCAGCAAACAACAACAUGGAGUGAAGCUUGCAGAAAUGAGAAAAUUUCCCAAUUUACAAGGUAAACUCUGCAUCUCAAAACUAGAAAAUGUUAUUGAUCCGUCUGAUGCUUGUCAAGCCAAAUUGAAGGAGAAAAAGCAAAUUGAGGAGUUAUCAUUGGAAUGGAGUCAUUCCAUUUUGGAAGACUCCCAUCAAGUUGUACUUGAACAUCUGCAGCCCUCAACAAAUUUGAAGAAAUUGACUGUUAAAUGCUAUGGUGGAACUUGUUUCCCAAAUUGGUUGGGUGAUUCCUCGUUUGGCAACAUAGUGCGUUUGAUUAUUGAAGCUUGUCAUCAUUGUUCUUCUUUGCCACCUCUUGGACGACUACACAGUCUAAAAGAACUCUUCAUUUGGGAUAUGAGAUCAGUGAAGAGUAUUGGGUCUGAAUUUUAUGGAGGUAAUUCCCCUUCAUUCCAACCGUUUCCCUCGUUGGAGACUUUGACAUUUGAUUUGAUGGCAGAGUGGGAGGAAUGGAAGAUGAUAGAUGGUAUAACUACUGAGUUCCCCCGUCUAUCACACCUAUCUCUGAGAAGCUGUCCGAAGCUGAAAGGAAAUUUAUCCAGCAAUCUUCCUUGCUUGGUUACACUUGAAGUAGAGGAUUGUUGUGUACUGGAAUCAUAUUUUUCAGGAGAAGUGGAUAACAGAAACAUAAUGAGACCAUUGAAUCUAUUCAAUUUUAACUCUCUUCAAGAUUUAUAUCUCCUUCGAAUUCCUUCUCUGACGUCCUUCCCGAGCAAUGGUCUGCCCAAAGCGUUAAAGAAAGUUUUUAUCCUAGGCUGUGAGAGCCUUGAAUUCCCAAGUCAUGAGUUCCUUCAGAGUUGCAAGGCACUUGAGGAUUUGUCCAUAAUCAGUAGCUGUUGCUCGCUGAAGUCAUUUCCCUUAGGUUCUCUCCCAGUGCUCAAGCGUCUCGAGCUUUCGGAUUGUAAAAAAUUGAAAUCAAUUUCAAUUUUGGAAGAAGAAGCAGCAAGCCAAUCUCUCAUGUUUCUUGAACAUCUCCAAGUAUAUGAGUGUCCUGAACUGGAGUCGAUUUCCCUACCGGAUUCGUCCACUCCUAACCUGAGUUCUUUUGAGGUAGUAAAAUGUGACAAGAUUAAUUCAUUACCAGAACCUAUUAAUAAUCUCAGCGGCCUCCAAACAUUAAAUAUUUUUGAUGUUCCGAAUUUGGAAUCCAUUGCAGAAGAGGGUUUGCCUAUCAAUUUAAGGACACUAGGUGUCGGCAAUGUGAAAGGGGUGUAUUCCACUAGAGCUAUCACCAAAUGGGGCUUGGACCGACUCACUUCUCUUUCAUAUUUGAGUAUUCAAGGUGAAUAUCUGGUUAAGAAGCUGAUGGAAAUACAAGUGCCCCUGUUGCCCAAUUCUCUUCAGAGCCUAACCAUAGAAGGUGCACGUGAAAUACAAGAUUUGGAUGGGAAGUGGAUUCAGCAUCUCACCUCUCUCAAAACUCUCCGGUUGUAUGAAUGUGACAAGCUCAAGUCAUUGCCAAAAGAAGGGCUGCCUUCCUCAAUUUCACGUCUACAACUUGAGGGUUGCCCAAUGUUAAAAGCAAGUUGUGAGAGAAAGAAAGGGAAAGAGUGGCCCAAGAUUGCUCACAUCCCACGCAUACAAUUCGACUAUCUUUGGUACCUGCAAGUGCUGUAAACAAGUGAGCCUCCAACUUUUAGUAGUCUGAAACCGUUACUGAGAAGAUUCAACUGUGGAAACAAAAAGAGUAGCCUAAGAUUGCGCACAUCUCAAACAUAACUUAUGUAGAAAAUUAACUUUCAGCAUAGCUGGCACCUUGUAUAUCUAUUACUUAGUUUAUGUUCCUGUUACUAGAUCAUACAUAUUACCAGCUAGUAAAGUCUUGUAUAAAUUUGAUUUUGUAUUCAUAUCUCAGUUGAAAACAUUUUAGAAUUAAGUCGUAUAUGUAUUAUUGGAUAACCAGAGACAAAUUUCAAUUUGAUGAGGAUGAGAUUGGUUUCAUGUUCAACUCUAACUUGAAGUUUCUGUUAUAUCAUUCUCUUAUAAUUUCCAAGUGGCGCAAAAUUCGGAAUCUGUUAUAUCAUUUUGGAUAGUAAAAGAAGUGCCACUCUGAGCUGAAUUGCUAGUUUAAUGACAAUAAAAUUUCUUUACAUUCUUAAUAUUUAGAAGAACAA
Messenger RNA from Arachis stenosperma, 4521 nucleotides. Its product is annotated as putative disease resistance protein At3g14460. Gene Ontology annotation, molecular function: ADP binding; protein binding. The transcript has 3 exons. Gene Ontology annotation, biological process: defense response to other organism. Bases 233 to 4024 code for a protein of 1263 amino acids. The record is from RefSeq and is a predicted model, not a curated record. NCBI's taxonomy places the organism in Eukaryota, Viridiplantae, Streptophyta, Magnoliopsida, Fabales, Fabaceae.